CUCGGCGAUUACAUCAUUCCAUCCACUAUGGAAAACAAACCUUUAGUGCCGAACUUUUUCACAGAAAUCAAGGGACCGGAUGGGUCGGCAGCCGUGAUGCAAAGACAAGCGCGCUAUAACGGGGCGAUUGGAGCCCGCGGCAUACACAGUUUGUACAACUACGGCAAUAACGAGCCUGUUUACGAUGGGAAACCCUAUACAUUUAGCUCGACCUACUACGGCGGGACCGGGACUUUUUAGCUAUACACGCACCACAUGACCGAGCCUGUUACAUCCGGAGGACGCCCGGAGUACCACAUGGCUUAAGCAGGGUUUUAUGCGAUAACGCAUAGUCGUAAAACCUUCGUCCAAGGCGCUACCGCGUUUAGGAACGCCCGCGAUAUGGCGAAGCAGUACCGGGAUAGCUUUAUUCGAGCAGCAAACGAAAGAGCACGGCAACCUAGUGAGAGAAACUUAGCAGUAGCAGGCACAACGGUGAUAUAGCAGGAUGAAGGCUCG
Gaeumannomyces tritici R3-111a-1 is the source of this 498-nucleotide messenger RNA. RefSeq lists its product as hypothetical. NCBI's taxonomy places the organism in Eukaryota, Fungi, Ascomycota, Sordariomycetes, Magnaporthales, Magnaporthaceae. Bases 28 to 240 code for a protein of 70 amino acids. The transcript has a single exon. The record is from RefSeq and is a predicted model, not a curated record.